This is a messenger RNA of Tachysurus vachellii, 977 nucleotides long. RefSeq names its product phosphoglycerate mutase 1b (gene pgam1b). Gene Ontology annotation, biological process: glycolytic process. The record is from RefSeq and is a predicted model, not a curated record. Lineage: Eukaryota; Metazoa; Chordata; Actinopteri; Siluriformes; Bagridae. Gene Ontology annotation, molecular function: intramolecular phosphotransferase activity.
AUGGAAGCAGGUUAUGAGUUUGAUUUGUGCUAUACGUCCCUGGUGACGCUGUGGUUGGUGCUGGGGCAUCGCACCUGGCGUCUGAAUGAGCGGCACUAUGGUGGUCUGACCGAGUUAAACAAGGCUGAGACGACGGCCAAGCACGGGGAGGAGCAGAUGAGGUGCUCGUACGACAUCCCACCACCUUCCAUGGAGUCCGAGCCCGAGUUCUACUCCAGCAUCAGCCAGGACCGUCGCUAUAACGACCUGACAGAGGAACAGCUGCCGUUGUGCGAGAGUCUGAAGGACACGGUCGCCCGUGCUCUGCCCUUCUGGAACGACGAGAUCGUCCCAGAGGGUAAGAGGGUGCUCAUCGCCGCCCACGUCAAGCACCUGGAUGGUAUGUCAGAGGAGGCUAUCAUGGAGCUGAACCUUCCCACAGGAAUCCCCACACUGUACGAGCUGGACAAGAACCUGAAACCUGUGAAGUCCAUGCAGUUCCACAGGGAUGAGGAGACGAUGCGCAAGGCCAUGGAGUCUGCGGCUGCUCAGGGAGAGAGGGAGAGGGAGAGGAAGAGGGAGAGAGAGAGAGAGAGAGAGAGAGAGAGAGACAGAGAGAGGUGGAAGUGUGGGAGGAGAUGAUAAGGAGAUUUAUCAAACAUGUCAUUACAAUCCUUACAGAAUGUGAUCUGGGUUUCACACAUGGCUCAGAGUCUGACAUGAGAAAUUAUUUAUUCAGAUUCGGGAGAAAAUUUUCCUCCACAGUAUUAAAUGGUUGAAACCCCGAGUGAACCGAGACGUCCUGCUGCAUGUAAAGCACUGUGUUUUCAGCAUGCUUCAAUAGAACAGACUUGGCUUUGCUCAGCAGUGGAAGCUCUACGGUAACGGUAUCCAGGCAACACUUAACGGACGACAGGGCAGUGGAUAAAUCCUGUGUGUGUGUGUGUGUGUGUGUGUGUGUGUGUGUGUGUGUGUGUGUGUGUGUGUGUGUGUGUGUG